Molecule: messenger RNA, 6221 nt
Organism: Heterobilharzia americana
Lineage: Eukaryota; Metazoa; Platyhelminthes; Trematoda; Strigeidida; Schistosomatidae
Source: the annotation of a GenBank genome assembly
UGAGAACUAGGUAAUCAAUUAACCGAGUGCACUCUAUUUAUGACUAUCCCUAAACUGAAUAGUAAUCAAGGUUGACGAAUUAAUCAUGCCAUAUCGUGUUAUAUCAUUUGAUCAAAUAUUAGCUUUCUCAUAUGGAAUAAAUGGAACUCAAAACUGAGUAGAAAUCAUACGACUGGAAAAAAUGCUUAGGGGAUUGAAAAAGUGAAGGUCACAAGACAGCCAACACGUUAAUAACUUGGAGGCUAGGCCAAAAAGGUAAGUUAGCUGAUAAAGUUGUUAACCUUCAUCGACAGUUAUCAAAAAAGAAUAACACCCAGAAAAAAACCUGGAACCAUUUCCAUUCUGCUGUAAAAGCAGCAUCAAAGACCUAUUUAACUUUCAAAAAACGAUGGAGGCAGAUAACGACAUAAAUAACCAUUACAGCGAUGUGUGUGAUUCUUUCGAUCGUAUGAAUUUGAAGGAGAAUCUUCUGCGUGGAAUAUUUGCCUAUGGAUUCGAAAAACCUUCAGCCAUUCAGCAAAGAGCUAUCCUUCCAUCUAUCGAGGGGCGUAAUGUUAUAGCUCAGGCCCAGUCUGGCACUGGUAAAACAGCAACAUUUAGUAUUGCAAUCCUACAACAAAUCUGUACUACAGAUCCUCGUUGCCAAGCUUUGGUACUGGCACCAACUAGAGAACUAGCAAAACAGAUUCAAAUGGUGGUUCUGGCGCUCGGUGAUUAUAUGGAUAUUAGUUGUCAUGUUUGCAUCGGUGGUACACAAGUGUCAGCAGAUAUGGAACAACUCCAAAUGGGUCAACAAAUUGUAGUCGGUACACCUGGACGUGUAUUGGAUAUGAUAAAUCGAGGCUGUCUACGUACACAGACUAUUAAAAGUUUUGUACUAGAUGAAGCGGAUGAAAUGCUUAGUUUGGGGUUUAAAGAUCAAAUUCAAGAAAUUUUUCGUUCCCUUGAUCCAGCUGUUCAAGUCAUAUUACUAUCUGCAACAAUUCCGAAUGAAGUCCUUGAAAUAACAAAACACUUUAUGCGAAAUCCUGUACGUAUAUUAUUGAAACAAGAUGAAUUAACACUGGAGGGUAUACGUCAGUUUUAUGUUAAUGUUGAACAAGAAGAAUGGAAAUUAGAAACAUUAUGCGAUUUAUAUCAAACAAUAACGAUAACACAAGCUGUGAUUUUUUGUAAUUCACGUCGAAAAGUUGAAUGGUUAACAAAUGAAUUGAUUGAACGUGAUUUUAUCGUCUCAGCAAUGCACGGUGAAAUGGAGCAAAUUGAACGUGAUAAUAUUAUGGCUGCAUUUCGAAGUGGUUCAAGUCGUAUACUGAUUUCAACGGAUUUACUAUCACGUGGUAUAGAUGUCCAACAGAUAUCACUUGUAAUCAAUUUUGAUUUACCAACAAAUUUAGAAAGUUAUAUCCAUCGAAUUGGGCGUGGAGGUCGUUUUGGUCGUAAAGGAGUUGCUAUCAAUUUUGUCACUUUAACUGAUCAACGUAUACUUAAAGAUUUGGAGAAUUUUUAUAGUACUAAAAUUACUGAACUUCCAAUUGAUGUUGCCAAUUUGUUUUGAUGAAAUGUGCAAAAUAUAAGAGUAUUUCGUUUUUGUAAAACAGAAAUAUAUAUGAGAUAUGUGUUGUUCUUGAUAAUAAAUGGGAACCUAUAUCCGCAUCGAUUGUUGGAUAGUAAAAUUUAUCUCAAGUUUCAUUUUCAUAUCUUUCUCUUUUUUUUUUGUUUUGUGGUAAAUUGUUAAUCCCCAGACAAGUGUAUAAAAUUAUGGUGCAUCGAAUGGUUUUACCUUUUCUCUAUACGUGUAAAGUUAACCUAGUAGGUAUCCAUUUUAAGGUUAUUUAUUAUCUUAACUUCGUUUAGUCUCUUUCACCUUUUGUUCACAAAUGUAUAAUGUAAUUACUAUUUGUUAUUUUGUAACUUAUGCGUUUUAUUUUCUGUCUGAUAAACUUUACUUCUUCUAUGUAUUAUUGUGUUCAGUGUUUCGUUUACUAAUUCAUUCAUAUUAUGGAUGUUUCUACUCUUAACUACAAUUAUUUGUAAACUUUUUAGAUCAGUUGUCCAACUACUCAGUGGAUUUCGUCAACUGCUUGUACAACCGAUUAUUAUUCUUAUCUGAACCCUUUUUAAAAAGAUUUUUUUCCCCCAUCAAUCACCUUUGUAGCAGGUAAUAUUCAUCUCAUGUUUUGAAAAAUUGUAGUAUUAGUUGAUUCUUGAUUUUCUUUUCAAACUUUUGUAAAAUGAAGCUGACACAUAGGUAGUGUUCAUGAAAAAUUAUAAUAAACUUUGUAUUUAUUUACUUUCCCUUUCUGUGUUCAAAUGUGAUUACUUUUAAAAUAAUUUAAAAGAUAAGAUUAUUUCCCUUUAUAAACUUCGACAAAACAAUAAGAGGAUGUGAAUUGUUUGAACUGUGUAAUGUAUUUGCGCAACACAUUUAGAACAAUCUGAUCACAAACACAUACUUGUCAUAGCUGAGAAUGUGAAAAGAGGUGAAAUAGGAAGGCUGAAUUAAAGGCCAAAUAACAAUAAAAAUCAAUGGAACGAAAAUAAUUGCACAUCGAAAUUCCUUUCAGAGUUGAAUUCACCAAGAAAGAUUUAGUGUGAUAACAAAUUGUUUUUAAACUUCACGAUAGCUCUAAGGCGUCAAUAAACAUAAGGAUCUGUCCUCAACCCGUUUUGUAAAUAGGUCUAAAGGCUGUAGAAACGUCAAUCCUAUGACCUGUCUCUACGUUAUGUUUCACGAUAGAAGAAGUCGAACAUCUGCAACCGAAGUUUAUGGGUUCAGGGGAUCGAAUUUGCUUUUGAAGAUACUGUGGAAUAUGGCUGGACGCCCUUCUAUGGAUCUAUGUGUCUUUCCUAUGUAUGUGUCACCGCAUGUACAUUUGAACUGGUAAAUGCAGUAGGAUGUAACAUUGUCGGUCACAUGCUCUACUGGUUUGGGAGAACAUACAGGCUUGACUGCAUAGUAAUUCCUUCUAACAGCAUCAUUAAGUCUCUGAUUAAGGAUUACUCUAUGAGAGUUAGCUUUAUAGGGAGACUGAUGAAGACAUCUUCCUUCGGGACCAAGUAAAGAGUCGGUUUUGGCGCUCUAGUUAUUUUCUGCUGGCAAAUAAAUUUUGAUGAUAGUUGUUUUCCCAUUAUGUAUGUGAUCAGAUUGUUGAAAAUGUAUUGCACAAAUAAAUACAUUACACGUUUCAGAUAAUUCAGGUCUUGUUAUUCUUUCGUCAGUAAAAUUGUUGAAGUUAUGCAUGAAUAUGGUGAUGUCUCAACUCCCUCUUUCUUGAUUGUUUACUGUUUUUUUCACCCUACAGAACAUCCGUCUGUAGGUUGCUAGUUCGCUCCACUUCUACGUACGCAUUCUGAUUUCCUUCAUAUUCCUCUCGUCUUGUUUAUUUAUUUAGAACCAUUACGGUUAAAUAGAACCUCGCCCGGUUAACUAGUUACUAGCCAGUCCUAAGCCAGGGUGAAGAGAGAUCGGGCGUAGGGCUACCCCGUAAAACCAGUCAAUCGCUAUAGAAACUUCAAAGCACAGACAAAAUAUAAAAACUAAAAACAAACUUAUUCCUCGCUGGAAUCGGAGAGAAAGCGAAAGUAAACAUGGGGACAUGAAAUGUCUGCACUAUGUUUGAACCUAGCAAGGCCGCCCAGAUUGCAAAGGAGAUAAGAAGGUAUAGCACUGAAGUGCUAGGAAUCUGCGAAAGCAGAUGGACUGCAAGUGGACUCUCCAAACUAUCAACUGGAGAGUCAAUAAUCUACUCCGGUCACCAUCAACGGGAGGAACUUAAAGGAAGUAACCUCCUUCACCCAUCUAGGCAGCACUGUUUCAACUACAGGCGCCACAGGCACAGAUGAGGACGUCAAAACCAGGAUAGGAAAAGCAAGACAGGCGUUCACUAACCUGAAAUCAGUGUGGAGAUCUUCUGCACUCAGCAUAAAGCGUGAACAAGAUCCGGAUUUACAACAACAACGUCAAGUCAGUGCUUCUGUAUGGCUCAGAGACUUGGCGCGUCACGAAAGGGAUUCCCAAUAAACUACAGACAUCAACAACUGCCUACGCUGGCUCGUUACUGAAGCUCAGAUGGCCAGAAAGAAUAAGCAAGGAGGAACUCUGGCUGGCUGGUUGACAACGAACCAACCAAGAACAUAUUGCUCAACAAAUAUGCAGAAGGAAGUGGAGAUGGAUUGGGCAUACACUGAGAAGGCCGACUGGGGACAUCACGCGUCAGACAAGGCCCUCGAGUGGUACCCCGAUGAGAAACGACGAGUUGGGUGUCCGAGGAGAAAGUGACAUGGAGGAGGUCGUGCGAGGAGGAAAUGAGAGCUUGUGGAACCAGGUUCAAAAGCUUUCAGAGAACAGAGCGCAUUGAAGACGUGCUACUGAAGCCCUAUGCUCCAUUAGGAACCCAAGGGACAAAUAAUACGACUAAAUAGGGAAUAUAUUUAGGAGGAACAUAGAAACAAGUUUGUGUAGAGACUAAGUGGAAGUUUUACUAGGUAAAAAAGCAUUCCUCGUAUUCUGAAUAUCGAAAUUUUUGAAAGCUAACAGUUAGAACAUAAUUACUUUACAUGAGCAAAUAAGCAGUUUUCAUCUUCCUGUCGUUUUCAUAUGCAUGAAACAUUUUUCAAUAUAUUUGCCUCUCUCUUGUCCAACUUAUUCUUCUAUUUGUGUAAAAACCUACUAUUAGUUCUUGCAUAUUUAUUCCCCUAAUCCGUGUUUUCAACUAUUUAAUGUCGGUGUUAUCUAUAUUUCAAGUCGACAACUGUGUAUUAGAAUGCUCCAAGUGUGUAAACAUUUGCAUAAAUUAGCGUUAUUGAUUGUAUUACACCAUCGUUGAUUGGACCUAAUUGAUGAGUCUCUGUUGGCAUAUGGGCUCUUGUGCGGGUGCCUCGAUAUUGCCUGUUUUUUAAUUAUGUAUACUAAUGAUGAUCAGUUUUUAGCAGUGGAAUUCAAGAUGCGCAUUUCGUCCUAUUUGGGACUCAUCGGCUGGAUAUACCUGCCUCCCAGUGAGUGACGUUGUUUCCACCGAGACAUUGAUGUUGAGGUUGCUUUAAGUGUAAUAUCUUUGGUUUGUAAUGCAAACACGUAUAUAAUAGCUUCAGCAUCAUAGUAAGCAAGUACAUGUUUAUUUAGGUACUUAUUCCAUGUUUAGAGAAGGCAUUCAAUCUUAUUCAAACAGCCUACCAACAACAGCUUGAAGAGUAAAUGUAUUUUCAUAAUCGAAAUAUUUUGUUUAGCUUUGAAACUAGAAGCAAUCAGUUCCUAUUCUGAUGAAGCAAUACGACGUAAUUUGUUUGAACAAUGUUUUUUAUCCACGCAAUACAUUCCAGACAAUCUGAUCACUCGUUUUUCCCAUGGUGAAGACAGCAAAACUAGACCAUCAGAUACUGCUGAUAGGAAGACUACAAACACUUGUGAUAACACUUCAAAACAUUACAAUAAGGUCACAAUUUGCACAACCCAGUGUGUUCUGCUCAAAAUACAUGCCAGUCGAUAUCUGCUAACUUGACGUCGUGGUCAGAGACGCAAAUCACAAUGACCCAAAGCGCUACACUGGCUGGAACGCUUGUUCUACCAUGCCAGAAAAGUCUUUUGGAUAGUGGUCAGAUAAAAGGUAGUUACCGUUGUAGUGUAAAUUGCUAUACUAUGAUGGCGACUCUGAGAGCGUAGUCAUACUGCUGGCUGGAUAGAAUGUGACGGCAGUAACGUGUUUCCUUUGAGUGACUAGUAAUGCCACACCGGAGCCAUCUUCCCUACGUGAAGGGAGGGUUAGAAAAGGUUGGUCACAAAAAUAGCACGCUCCUCCCUUCCCAACGGUCUUCCGGUCACAGCGGUAUGGGUUUCCUCUACACAGUGUUAAAACAAACAAAAGACUGCAUGUGGCAGGCCUCAAGCGGAUAUCUAACGGACUCAACAGAUUUUCCCUUUCAGGUACUUUAAAAAGAAAUGGCUUUUCACGAUGUGGGUAGCCUGCGAAUGUCAAACAUCCACACGCUCUCGUCAGUAAAUGAGGUGCAAUCAAAAGUAACCUCUCCUUCAUUUGCCUUCACUUCCGGACACCAAUAUUAAGCCUGUUACACCUUCCUUAACUUCACACUCUGUGACCAUUACCAACGAUCAAAGCCAUCGAAACACCGCUCGUAAAACCACCUCAUCAUUUUGGAGCUUUCAAAGUUCAAAUUCUAUGCUAAAUCGGACAGGAGGCAUCGCUCACCAGAACUGAGGAAUC